Molecule: messenger RNA, 10900 nt
Organism: Danio rerio (zebrafish)
Lineage: Eukaryota; Metazoa; Chordata; Actinopteri; Cypriniformes; Danionidae
Source: RefSeq, a predicted model, not a curated record
UCACAUUCUGCUUUAUUCCCAUGCAUAAAUCUUAGUUUCCAAGAAAAGAUACUUCUAACUGGUUUUGAGAUCCAGGGACACAUAUGGGAUCUGCAUAUACUAAUGGUUAUAAUAAUCUGAUGAUUUGCGUAUAGAAAGUGCACACUGCUCUGAUAGCGAAAUUAAUCUUAAGUGCUCUGUGUAAGCUCUCCGGUCGGCUACAAACAUUUACCGCAGAAGUACAUAUUGUAGUAUGUAAUAGGUUUUACUCCAACCCACACAUUAAAACUACUUCCAAUUCCUCGUAUAUAGCUCCAUCCCUGCCUUCAGUUGUGUCCGUGUAGAAUGCAAGUUAUUGUACAAAUCAUUAACCCAAACUGUGUUACUGACAUUUGCCUUAGCAAACACUCAUUAAGUGCCUUUAUGGCUUGUCUUUGUUUUCUCUUUGAACACUUGGUCUUUUAAAACAUCCCUGGCUCAUUUUAUAGAAGGUUUGCAGUUGUGCUGCAGUUUACCGGGAGGGAAAACAAACAAACAAGUUGAAUGAUGGUCAGCCCUGCUGCAGAUAGGAAGUGCUGCAUGUAGACUCCUCUGACUGCUUUGCUGACGUAAGGGCCCUUCCUCAGUGGAGGAGGGGCGUGCGGCUCUGUUUAGUGGUGCUGCGUGAGCGACAGGGGAGGGGGAAAAGAUUGUCGUCCAGCCUUCCUGCCCUCCACAGGCAGUUGAUGAUCACAUCUGACAGCUCAGGGUGGAAGUUGAACGGCUCAGAGCACCAGGUCCCCUAUAUUUACUCCUCCCCUGCAAGCAGCUCUCAGCCGGUCUCUCCACACCAGAGCCUGGCUUUGGCUCUUUGUCAGCGCAUGGGGGUGCAGACAGGCGAACGGCAUGAAUAUAUCAUGUACACAAUAGACUGAACGAGUGCUGUGACCAUGAAAGCCCAGCGGGAGAGGCUGAGGAUUCCAGGGUUGACAUUGGACCUCACUCCACGAAGCUUGAGCCCAACUCCCACAAGCCCUUGCAGCCCAUGCAGCCCGCUGCACGCGUUUCAUUUUUGGAGCUGCAGAACCAGCAACAGAAAAAGUCUAAUAGGUAGUGGACAGUCAUCAGCCCUUCCUCGACCACACUCACCUCUGUCAUCACACACAGGCACCAGUCCACAAGACAGCCCUAGAAACUUCUCCCCUAGUGCUUCAGCACAUUUUUCCUUCACACGCAGAACUGAUGGGCGACGCUGGUCCUUGGCAUCUCUUCCCUCUUCUGGCUAUGGAACAAACACACCCAGCUCUACAGUCUCUUCGUCCUGUUCAUCACAGGAGAAGCUCCAUCAGCUGCCUUUCCAGCCCACACCAGAUGAGCUGCACUUCCUGUCCAAGCAUUUCUACACAGAGAGCAUUUCUGGAGAUGACCACAGAAGAGUCACUCCUAUGCGGCCACGGUCUCGCAGUCUCAGUCCUGGAAGAUCCCCAUCAUGCUGUGACCAUGAGAUUAUCAUGAUGAACCAUGUGUACAAAGAAAGAUUUCCCAAGGCCACAGCUCAGAUGGAGGAGCGCAUCAAGGAGAUCAUUCAAAGCAACUCCCCUGAGAACGUCUUGCCUCUGGCUGAUGGUGUCCUCAGCUUCGCACACCAUCAGAUCAUUGAACUGGCCAGAGACUGCCUGGAAAAGUCCCGCCUUGGCCUCAUUACCUCACGUUACUUUUGUGAGCUCACAGAUAAACUGGAAAGGCUCUUUCAUGAGUCGACUGAGCGAUCGGAGAGUGCAGAGGUGACCUUCAUUAAGGAGCUAGUGAAGAAGAUUCUCAUUGUCAUCGCCAGGCCUGCGCGACUGCUUGAAUGUUUGGAGUUUGACCCAGAAGAGUUCUAUCAUCUCCUGGAGGCUGCAGAGGGUCAUGCCAAAGAGGGCCAAGGCAUCAAGACAGACAUCCCACGAUACAUUAUCAGCCAACUUGGCCUGACAAGGGACCCACUUGAGGAAAUUGCCCAGUUAACUAGUUAUGACAGUGGGAUUGCAGAAACACCUGAGACGGAUGAAUCUGUCAGUUCCCACAGUUUGAGUGCAGCAUUACGGUCCCGGCGCAAGCCCUGUGAACUCGACUUUGAGAUGAUUAAACUGAUCAGCAAUGGAGCUUAUGGUGCAGUGUAUUUAGUGAGACACAAAGAGACAAAACAGCGCUUUGCCAUGAAGAAGAUUAACAAGCAAAACCUGAUGCUGAGGAAUCAGAUCCAGCAGGCCUUUGUAGAGAGAGACAUCCUAACGUUUGCAGAGAACCCUUUUGUGGUCAGCAUGUACUGCUCCUUUGAGACCCGCAGACAUCUCUGCAUGGUUAUGGAAUACGUUGAAGGAGGGGACUGUGCUACUUUGCUGAAGAACAUGGGUCCUCUCCCUGUGGACAUGGCCAGAAUGUACUUUGCAGAGACUGUGUUAGCCCUGGAAUAUCUCCACAACUAUGGAAUUGUCCAUCGAGAUCUCAAACCAGACAAUUUGUUAGUCACUUCAAUGGGACACAUCAAGCUGACAGACUUUGGCCUAUCGAAAGUGGGGCUGAUGAACAUGACCACUAACCUCUACGAGGGUCACAUUGAGAAAGACGCAAGAGAGUUCUCUGAUAAACAGGUGUGCGGAACUCCUGAGUACAUUGCUCCUGAAGUGAUCCUGAGGCAAGGCUAUGGAAAGCCAGUAGACUGGUGGGCAAUGGGAAUCAUCCUUUAUGAGUUUUUGGUGGGCUGUGUACCGUUCUUUGGAGACACUCCAGAAGAACUGUUUGGCCAAGUCAUCAGCGAUGAAAUAAACUGGCCUGAGGGAGAGGAAGCGCCACCAGCUGAUGCUCAGGAGCUGAUCACUCUGCUGCUCAGACAGAACCCUAUGGAGCGCCUUGGCACUGCAGGAGGAGCGUAUGAGGUGAAGCACCAUCAGUUCUUUCACAGUCUGGACUGGAACAGCCUGCUGAGGCAGAAGGCAGAGUUCAUCCCCCAGCUGGAGUCUGAAGAUGACACCAGCUACUUUGACACACGAUCUGAUAGGUACCAUCACUUAGAAACGGAGGAAGAGGACGAUACCAAUGAUGAAGAUUUCAAUGUGGAGCUGCGGCAGUUUUCUUCAUCCUCUCACCGAUUUUCCAAAGUUUACAGUAGCCUGGAUCUAUCUCGAGGACAGCUGGAGGAGAAAGGAGAGCAGACCGAGAAGACAACAGAUAGUCCUCUUACUGUUGACUCGCUGAGCUGGACUCCAGACUUCACUGAAAUACCCUCUCUGUCUCAUUCCUCUGACAAUGAGAGCACUAGCUUAAGCAGAUGUUCUGGUCUUCUACCCAAGUUUGCCAUCUCAGCAGAAGUGGAGGAUGGUGACGGCUCCCUGGCUCUGGAAGACCCCAGUAAAGUGACCUUCAGUAUUGGGGAGCUGCCUCAGGAUGAGCCUGAUCCCAGCACACCCUGUAGCACCAUCAGUAACUCUACCCUCUCAGGCAGUUUCUCUGAGCACCUGGAUCAAGUGCCAUCACGAGGAGAUGUUGUUGAGAGUCUCGAGAGCUCCUGUAAUGCCUCUUCUGAUACAGGCUCCUUCCUGACUGCUCCCAAACUUGAGGCCACAGACAAACCAUGUAUAGUCAGCAAAGUGCCAAAAUCAGUGUCUACCAGUGCCCUGUCACUGAUGAUCCCUGGAGAUGUUUUUGGUGUGUCACCAUUAGCAAGCCCCAUUUCUCCAUACUCACUAUCAUCAGACCCAUCCUCCAGAGACUCCUCUCCCAGUAGAGACUCAUCCUUAAGUGGUGUCAGUUCCCGUCAGCCAAUCAUUAUCCACAGCUCAGGGAAGAAGUUUGGCUUUACUCUGCGAGCCAUCCGGGUCUACGCCUGUGACAGUGAUGUUUAUACUGUUUACCACAUGGUCUGGAAUGUGGAGGAUGGUGGACCUGCUCACAAGGCUGGUCUUAAGGCUGGAGAUCUAAUAACUCAUGUGAAUGGAGAAACAGUUCAUGGGUUACUUCACACAGAAGUGGUGGAGCUGUUGCUGAAGAGUGGAAGUAAAGUUGCAAUAUCUACAACCCCAUUUGAAAACACUUCUAUCAAAACUGGGCCAGCUAGAAGAAACAGCUACAGAAGUAAAAUGGUGAGAAGAACCAAAAAACCCAAGAAAGAGAAAACUCAAGAAAGACGGCGUUCAGUAUUCAAGCGCUUUGCCAUGCAACCCUCUCCACUUUUACACACCAGUCGCAGUUUCUCCUCCCUGAAUCGUUCACUGUCUUCAGGAGAAAGCCUGCCUGGGUCCCCCACACACAGCCUCUCACCACGCUCCCCCACUGCUGCCUUUCGCCCAGCACCAGAUUUUACCCAGUCAGGUGGCACUUCAUCACAGAGUAGCUCCCCCAGUUCCAGUGCACCUAACUCACCUGCAGGCUCUGGCCACAUUCGGCCCAGUACUCUGCAUGGCCUGGGACCCAAACUUCCUGGACGGCUCCGUCAAGGCCGACGUAAAUCAGCAGGGAGCAUUCCCCUAUCACCAUUGGCUCGCACACCCUCCCCAACACCUCAGCCUCAGCCAACAUCUCCUCAGCGUUCCCCGUCUCCCUUGUUGACUCAUACUGUCGGAAGCUCCAAAACUUCUCAGCCCUUCCCUGCCAAAAUGCACUCACCCCCCACUAUUGUACGCCAUAUGGUUCGACCUAAAAGUGCUGAGCCUCCUCGAUCACCACUAUUGAAGCGUGUCCAAUCUGAGGAAAAACUGUCCCCCUCUUAUGCUGGAGACAAAAAACAUUUAUGCACUCGAAAGCACAGUUUGGAGGUCACCCAAGAGGAAUCUCAAGGGGAGGCUUCAUCUAAAGGGGAAAAUGUCCAACCUUGCAUAGAGGAGAGCACUUCUUGUGAUCCGCCCACCAUUACCCGGGUGAGGCCUGCUGAGCAGGGUUGCCUAAAGCGGCCUGUGACGCGCAAAGUUGGCCGACAGGAGUCAGUAGAGGAGCUCGACAAGGAGAAGCUAAAGGCCAAAGUGGUGGUGAAGAGGCAGGACUGGCCUGAGAGACGAGAGUCCAUGCCAAAACAAGACACUGUGCAAGAUGUGGAAGGUCCUACUGCUGAAGAUAAGGAAUGGGGUGUGCUAACACGUCCAAGUGUGAGACCCCAAAUUUUAGAAUCUGGAUCCUUGGACAAAUCUACAAAUGCUAGUUUAAAAGAUGUCCUCUACAAAAAACUAAAUCCAAGAGUCUGUGAGAGCAUUGCAGAGUCAGUCACUACUGGUGAUUGUGCAUCCUUUUUAAGUGAGAAUAUUAGGUCACCUUCAUGUCAAGCAGAGCGACAGAUGUCUUGGUCAAUGAAGGAAGGUAACAAGCCAGAGAGGCUAGAUUUCAAAGCUUCCAAAAUGGAGUUUGUCCGAAAGAGGCAGUCCUUUGAAGAGAGAGAGGACUCCUUGUGUCGAAUAUCCUCUGGGGUUCAUGACAGUAUUCAUUUUAACACAACCAGGUCCAAAAGCCUUCAGCUGGAUUCUGCGUUGGCUUUAGAACAUGUAAAAGGAGGCAUGUGCAACAUCCAUGUCACUUCUGAAACACUGGCCCCUAAACUUUUCAGUGGACGAGGAGAGAGUGCUGUAGAAAAACUCCAAAUGAUUUCUUCUGAUGUUUCUAUCAGGAAGACCUCUUCUGAGUACAAAUUGGAGGGACGCCUUGUGUCCUCUUUAAAGCCUCUAGAGGGCACCUUGGACAUUGGUCUACUUUCCGGGCCACGGGUAUCCAAGACUGACACAUGUCUUUCCAAAAUGGCAGGUGAAAGUGCUGUUUUGGCAAAUGAAAUUUGUGCAAAACAGUCAAUUCAAGAUAAAAAUGCUGAGAAAGUGAAAGGUUCACAGGUAGGGGCAUUUAACCACAAGGACAAUGUGUAUUUGAGCAGUAAAACCAUUACAAAAGAGGAGUCAAAUUCCAAUAAAGACUGUACAGUAAGUCUUGUUUGCAAUGAGCCCCCACAUGAGAGAAAUAAAAUUAAUGAAGGAAUGAAGUUACAGAUUACUAAAGUGGACUCUAUAGACACAACUGUGAAAUCAGAGAGUAAGUUGAAAACGGCUCAGGAGAUGAGGGCGGCACGACACAGCACUCACUUUGUGUGUGGGAAAACACCCUCGAUCAGGGAAGUCAGCAAUGAAGACCAGGAGGAUGACAUGGAAAACAUAGAGGAGACAUCUAAGCAUACCGAAACUCUUUCUAAAACCAAUGAACAUGACAAAUCCCUGGUGUCUCCUGUUGUUAUUUCACAGUCCAACUCAAAAUUCCAGAAAAACUCAGAAGCGAAUUCUUUUAAAAAUAAGAGCGAACUGUGUGAGAAACCAAGCAAUCCAUCCAGUUCACCGUUAUCUGCUGAUAAGGAUAACAUAAAUAAAAAUAAAUCAACAAAUACUUCUGCUCUAAAAAAUCAGAUCCUUCCAGAGAAAUAUGUUAUAAGCAGUCCAGUCGCAACAUCAAGUCCAACCUUGGCUGCAACCAAGAUAAGGGCUAGUGACACAAAAGACUCUCUUGACCAUAAUCCAGAGAGUCUUCAAGAUUUGAAGGCAAGUAAAACAUCUAGCACAAUAAAAAGCCCUGGUAAAAACAUAGAGUCUGCACUUAAGGACAAAGUUAAUUGUACAUCAACCUUAGCUAUAGGCCUAGGGCAGGCCAAACCUGAGGUAAAUAUCAAAGAAACAUCACCCAUCAAGCAGAGUCAAUUUUUAGAUUCCAUUGUGUCUUCGUUCUCAGAACCACAGGAGGCACUUGAGACCCCUCUUAUUACUCUUCAAAGAAAAUCCAUUUCAUCCACCAGCACUUCCCCAAUGAAGGACAUGACUGCUGCUGAAUCAAAAUCCCAAACCUGUUCAAGCACCAAUCUACAACUUGCUGGGUUGGCUGAAGAAAAAACAAAUUCCAUCCAACCUGACCAGACAUGUGCCAAACUUUCAAGCACUUUUGGUUCUACAAAUGGACAGACAGCACAUAUUUCAGCUCAACUCUCUAAGCAAAUCUCAGACAGAACAGAUAAUGCUUGUGUUUCAAGUUGUAGCAGAGAUUUUAGUGGACAAACGCAAGACUCUCAACAGGGCUUAAACAAAAAACAACAUGCAGCUGAGUUAAAUGAUGAGCAGGGAAUUAGUCAAUCCAAUUUAACGUUGAAAGAUCUUAAAAAUGUGCCAGCAUGCGGAGAUAAAAUGGCUUCUAAAAAGGACUUUAAGUGCAGUAAGACUGAAUAUAUUGGCUCUGCCCCUAACCAAAAUUCUUUGGUCAAAGCUGAAGUUUCAAAAAGCAGUGAAAGGCAGGAAGCCAUUCUCAGAAACCAAGUAAAUAUGAAUAUCAAAUCAAAGGACACAAGUGCAAGCCCACCAAAGACUAAAAGUAGCAGCUCUUCAACAAAAGACACUGUGCAUUUGGAAUCCCCAGUUAAAACAGAAGAAAACAUUAAAACAAAGAAUGUACAUGACAUAGACACCCAGAAGGUCAAUAAGCAAGUUAUGGACAUGCCCACAACACAGACAAGUCCAGCACAGUCUGCAAUAAAACAAACUCAGUUGUCUGGUAGUAGUAUAUUGAAACAAACCCCUUUGAGUUCCAAAAACAAGCCCAGAGUAGACUCUCCACUGGUCACACAAUCUAUUGGGAAGGCAGUUGAGGAUAAGGGACAGCAGGAAAAUAAGACACAGCCACAGCCCACUGUGAAAGACAAUACGGUAAAACUAAAGGACCCAAGAGUAUCAGUCUUGCCUGCGCCAAAAUCACAACAUCAGAAAGAAACCCGCACAGGUACAUCUGUGCCGGUGUUACCUGUACCAGCUGUUAAAAUCCAUUUGUCUAGUGGGUGUCCUCUUGGUAAUGGCAGUGGGGCUUUAGUUGAAUUACUUGGACCUUCCUCAAAGGAACCAGUGAAGUCCAAAAUUGACUAUCCAAAAUCAGAGUCCCCCAAGGUGUCCAUCACAGGUGAUUCUGUAGGGAUGACUACAACAACUGUGUAUAGUCCUGACCCUAAACAUGUUGCGAGUGAGUCAAAGGUAGCUGACAAACAGAUUUCAUCCAAUCGAAAAGAGCAAGCAGAAAAGAAGAGAAAGGAAUCUACUCAAGAGAUAUCUUCUGCACCAAAAACCAACCGUAAAGAGUCAUCAAGAGGCAUGCCUUUGGCAAAGGACAGUACUACAUUUGAAAAAGAUUCAGUCCGUUCUAAACAAACCAAGGAUUCGGCACGUGGUUCAGCUUGUAAAAAGUGAUGUAUUGUAUUGUCUUUGCUCAGCGUGUUGCAUUUAAUAAGACUGUAAGGAUGUAAACAUCAUUUUUGUCUGUGUGUAAUAUCAUUAAGCCUUCCUAUCUGAGGACCGAUAAAGCUGUUACUUUGGGUUUUCAUGAGAAACCAGAGAGAUAAAUUUCUUUGUGUUGUGAUCGGUAAUGUUCUGUUAAUACUAUGUCAAAAAAGUCUAGGCUGAAUGUGACUUGUUUUGCUGCUGUUGUCACGUUUUAGAUCUUGCAAAGCGCCAAAAUUAGUCAUUGUGUUGUGUUUCAGUGUGAUAUAAUGAGUGGUGUGUGCAAUAAUUGUGGAGACGGAGUGUAGAUGCCUUUUUAAGGUUUAAAUGAACUGUGCCAAUCCUGGAUAAGUGUAAUUGUACCAAACAAAAAGCACUUUUAAGUUAUAGCUAAAGGUGCGCAAUUACUGACUGUGUUAAAAAAAAGUUUCUCACUCAUUCAAGCUAGCGUAAUCAUGUAUUAUACUGGUUUUUGAUGCAUUCAAAAAACACUAGGACAGAAAAUGUAGCAAUGGUGCUAUUAAUGUGGCACACACUCUGCAAGCAAAAUAGAUCACUACAAUUGUAUUACUUUUUUUUUUUUUUUUGACCUUAUAAGCAAAGUUUUGUUUUGGGUAGUGGCGCACAGAUAGAAAGCACUUUGUCCUGUGCUUCUCACCUGGAACUAUUUUAUAUUGGAAUCAUCUAAUGGUUCUGGAUUCGUAGUGGAAGGAGUCUUUUGGGGGGAAUAUGACUUGCUGUUCUUAGCAGGUCAUGGCAGAAUUCACAUUCCUUUCACAUACAUUUCUAAUUCAUUUUAUGCAAUAUAUUGUAAAUACAGCAGCAUUAAUUGUACAGAGGGGUUGGUGGAAAUGUGUGUUGUAUGUUUUAUAUGUAUAUAUUUUGCUAUGUCAUAUGUUUGUAUACUGUGCUCAAUGUUAGUCUUCUAGUGAUGUCAUCUGCUCAGUUUUUUGCGCUGAACUAGAAACUAGGAGAAUAAUCUGAGGUGUACUUGAAGUUUCACUGAGGUAUAUAGGGGUUAACCACACAUUUGCUGACAGCAGAAUUACUCUCUGAAUGUUUAUUGUAGUCGAAAUUGCGCAUUACCAUAAAAACAGGGAUAAGGCAGAUGUAGCACAUUAUGUGAAAGGCUAAUUUCAGAAGCUGGAGGAUUACCCCCAUGAUUAAAGUUUGGUAAUGUGUAGAUUAUAUACAAUCUGUUUUUCAGAAAUGCAAAAAAAAAAAAAAAAAAAAAAAAAAGACAAGCUUUUAAGGCUACCAUUCUGCAUACAGGAACAUGAUGUACUUCCCCUGGUUUAGUUAAAAGGGCUUAAACAGGGAUAAUCAAAUGUGCUUUAGCAGCACUUGUGGCUUGUCAGGGCUUGUGGUAAAUGUCAAGAGCUUCAAUGCAUGUCCGUUCAUCAUGUCCAAUCAGUUUCUAACAUCUUCAUGUGCAAAAUACCACACUUUCAAAUGGGGAUUGUGUAAUACUGUACUUAUGUCAUAUGUGCUAUUAAUAUUAUGUCUCUAAUCAUGCAGUAGGAAAAAGAAUUACCUUCAAGACCUAUCUCUUUCCUUCAAGACCAAACAUUAGUUUGGCUUAAUUUAAUGUUGCUUUGUGAAGGUCAGCAUCAAAAAAGAAGAGCGGGUGAAUGUUGCGUCUUCUGAUAUUUGGUCUUCUAUUUAAAUAUGCUAUAGCUCUACUGGUAUGUAUACAUCGCAUACCAACUUAAAGCAAAGCGACUGUACAUCUAGGCCUAUUUCAGUAUCCUUAUAUUGUGAAACAUCUAGGCUAUAUUACAGUAUGAUGUUAAAGUGUUAAUGUUUUAUGUAAACAAAGCAUAUAUAGGAACUGGACACACAUGUGCAGAAGAACCAAAAUGCACCAUAUAAAGAGAAUCUAUUCAAACUGAUUGUAGAGAUUUUAAAUUGUAUUAGCAGACUGAAGUUUUGGUUCCUCAUAGACUUUACAAAUGUAGUUGUGAAGAGAUGCAAGCACCUUAAGAUUAAAAACACUAUACACAUUGGGAUUUGGGGGAAGAGACUCUAAAAAUAGCGUUAACUUUAAUGAUAAGAUGUGAAUGUUUUAUAGGAUAUAUGCAUCGUCUGUUCUCAAAUAUCAAUAGUAUUGCCAUGCAUUAACCCCAGACAAUUGUUUUUAAGCCUUCUCCAUUCCCUUUCUGAGAAUUAAUGUUUGAAUCCUUAAAAAAAAAGCACAUUAAAUGUUUGUUUACAACUACUUCAUGGAUGUAUAUUUUGUAAAUUUGUGUUACUUGCCAAAUCGAUGUGCUAAGUCACAGGCAGUUGUACUGUGAUCUCUCUUUCUUCUGUGCGUGCGUGCGUGCGUGCGUGUAUGUGUGUGUCUAAGAGAGAGAGAGAGAGAGAGAGAGAGAGAGAGCGCGAGUGAGUGUGUGAGUUCCUCUUAAUGUACAUUUGCCAUUGUUGUGGUAACCUAUUGUUUGUCUUUCCAGUUCAGUAUGUUCUUGCUUGUUUCUGGAAGUUUCCUUUCCUCUCUCUAUGUGUGAAAACAGUGUUUGUGUAGAUAACUCUGCUUAUCGUCUUUUAGGAUCUGUGCAAUAAGAGAUGUGGUUCUGAGUUUUGUACAUAACCCACAGAAAAGCUCUAUGGAUGUCAUAGAUGUUGUAAACUAUACAGAUAUUUAUACUUCUGAAAUUGUAUAAUACUGAAAAUAAAAAGGCAUGUCAAAAUUA